UGCUUGUAACCCAUGAAACUCACAACCCACACCUAUAACCCUUCAUUUAACUCUUUGUUUCUUUCAAUAGUUUUUACUUCACUUAUUCAAUGGCUGCUUCAACAAUGGCUCUGUCUUCACCAUCUUUUGCCGGAAAGGCAGUCAAGCUUUCCCCGUCCGCCCCGGAGAUUCUCGGAGGUGGAAGGAUCACCAUGAGGAAGACAGUCCCCAAGGCAUCCGGUAGCCCUUGGUACGGUCCAGACCGAGUCUUGUACUUGGGCCCACUCUCCGGAGAGCCACCAUCCUACCUCACUGGUGAAUUCCCUGGUGACUAUGGUUGGGACACUGCUGGCCUUUCCGCUGACCCGGAGACCUUUGCCAAAAACCGUGAGCUUGAGGUGAUCCACUGCAGAUGGGCCAUGCUCGGAGCUCUCGGGUGUGUAUUCCCUGAGCUCUUGGCCCGUAAUGGUGUCAAGUUCGGUGAGGCUGUAUGGUUCAAGGCCGGAGCCCAAAUCUUCAGCGAGGGUGGACUUGACUACUUGGGCAACCCCAGCUUGAUCCAUGCCCAAAGUAUUUUGGCCAUCUGGGCCUCACAAGUCAUCCUGAUGGGCGCUAUUGAGGGAUACCGUAUUGCUGGUGGGCCGCUUGGUGAGGUGACUGACCCACUCUACCCCGGUGGAAGCUUUGACCCAUUGGGCCUUGCUGAUGACCCAGAGGCUUUUGCUGAACUUAAGGUGAAGGAGAUCAAGAAUGGCAGACUUGCCAUGUUUUCUAUGUUUGGGUUCUUUGUCCAGGCCAUCGUGACCGGAAAAGGCCCAUUGGAGAACCUCGCUGACCACCUUGCGGAUCCAGUCAACAACAAUGCUUGGGCCUAUGCCACUAACUUUGUCCCCGGGAAAUGAGAGAGAAAAAAAAGACUCAAGUUGUGAGUUCAAUUUAAUUUAAAGAAUUAAUAUGAGAAUGGUGCGUCAUGUAAAUUUGUGUGAGUGAAAUUUGAAAUUCUGAUUGUUUUGCCACUAGUAACUAUCUCAGAUUCUCAUCUGUGUGAAUGAAUGUUCUUAAUUUUCCUUCAA
Cornus florida is the source of this 1052-nucleotide messenger RNA. RefSeq names its product chlorophyll a-b binding protein of LHCII type 1-like. Bases 90 to 881 code for a protein of 263 amino acids. NCBI's taxonomy places the organism in Eukaryota, Viridiplantae, Streptophyta, Magnoliopsida, Cornales, Cornaceae. The record is from RefSeq and is a predicted model, not a curated record. The transcript has a single exon. Gene Ontology annotation, cellular component: plastoglobule; chloroplast envelope; chloroplast thylakoid membrane. Gene Ontology annotation, biological process: response to light stimulus; photosynthesis, light harvesting in photosystem I.